Molecule: messenger RNA, 1172 nt
Organism: Dentiscutata heterogama
Lineage: Eukaryota; Fungi; Glomeromycota; Glomeromycetes; Diversisporales; Gigasporaceae
Source: the annotation of a GenBank genome assembly
GAGCCAAAACAACCGGAGGAGCCAAAACAACCGGAGGAGCCAAAACAACCGGAGGAGUCAAAACAACCGGAGGAGCCAAAACAACCGGAGGAGCCAAAACAACCAGAGCCGCCGAAACAGCAAGAGCCGCAACAACUACUUGCACACAUAGUAAAGAAGAGGAUGAGUAUUAUAGACUGCAUCAUAGAUAUCCUACUACCAUGGAAAAUGAAUACUUUAAACAACAUCAUGAAUACCCCUGUUCUGAGUAUAGUGAAUAUUAUAAGAUACAUAAUAAAUACCCCUCUACCAAGGAAGAAGAAGAAGAGAGCUAUAAUAGGUACCAUCAUAUUUCCAUAGAUGACUAUUAUAAGAUUCACCGUAAAUACCCCACUCAUGAGCAAGAAGGCUUUUAUAAACUGCACAAAAAAUACCCCUCUUACGCAGAAGAUGAAUAUCAUUACUGGCAUAAUAAAUACCCCUCUAUCGAGUCACAAGAUUAUUAUCAUAAACAUGAAAGAUACCCUUGUAUUGAGGAAGAUGAGUAUUAUAAGAGUUAUCAUAAAUACCCCUCUACCGAGCAUGAGGAAGAAGAGUCCUAUAACAAGUAUCAUCAUCUUAGCGUGAAUGAGUAUUAUAAGAAGUAUAGUAAAUAUCCCUCUCACGAAGAAGAAGGUUAUUAUAAACUGCAUAAAAAAUACCCUUCUAUCGAGUCACAAGAAUAUUAUCAUAAACAUGAAAGAUACCCCUGUUCUGAGGAAGAAGAGUAUUAUAAGGAUCAUUAUAAAUACCCCUCUACCGAGAAAGAGGAAGAAGAGUGCUAUAACAAGUAUCAUAAUGUUACUGUGAAUGAGUAUUAUAAGAAGUAUCAUAGAUACCCCUCUCACGAAGAAGAAGGUUAUUAUAAACUGCAUAAAAAAUACCCCUCUACCGAGUCACAAGGAUUUUAUAAUAGCCAUAAAAGAUACCCCUGUUCUGAGGAAGAAGAGUAUUAUAAAUAUCAUAAAAAAUACCCCUCUACCACGGAAGAGGAAGAAGAGUGCUAUAAAAAAUACCAUAAUGUUACCGUGAAAGAGUAUUAUAAGAAGCAUCAUAAAUACCCCUCCCACGAAGAAGAAGAGUAUUAUAAGAAGAAUCAUUGUUACCCGCCUUCAACGACUACCUCUACACCCUCUGCACCCACUGGAACUAUU